This is a messenger RNA of Aspergillus aculeatus ATCC 16872, 2231 nucleotides long. RefSeq lists its product as uncharacterized. The transcript is spliced from 2 exons. The coding region runs from base 329 to 1831 and encodes 500 amino acids. NCBI's taxonomy places the organism in Eukaryota, Fungi, Ascomycota, Eurotiomycetes, Eurotiales, Aspergillaceae. The record is from RefSeq and is a predicted model, not a curated record.
CAUCUCACCUGCAUCCUCUCACUUGACAACAUCCAGCCCACAUAAAGGAAGUAUUUGCUGCUUGCUGUUCUCGCCGCCAGGCCUGCCAUUCCUGUGUUCUCAUAGGACUCUCUGAUUUCAUUUAUUGAAUUCAGAUUGGGCACGUUCUCGUGACCAGGCCGCAAGAAGCUUUUACUCCCUUUAUGUGUCUCAUUUUCGUUGUUGAUUUCAUGCACGUAUUUCGAGUCAGGGCUGCUCACUUGCUUUCCAAAGCCUGGGUGGGAAAGGGCAAACUCGAUUCUUCGAGGGUUUUCGUCUUCAAAGUGAUUUAUCUUGCAACGGCAGCACCAUGACCGACUCAUCAUCGACAAAUCCGCCGUGGGCCACACGUGUGAAGGCCGUCCUGGUCUCUUCAUCUACUCGCGAGAAUCCCUCUGUUGCUGGUUUUCGUCUUGCGUAUGAUAGAAUUACUAACCAAGGAUGCAUUUCUCUCAGUAUCAAGGCAAAUCUAUCGAAUCGUCCGAGCGGCGAAGAAGAUACGCUGAUAUUGAGAAUCCCUCCCGAGUCAGUCAAGACAUGUAGCUUAAUCUCGGCGAGCGACGAAACACUCUGUUCGGAUUAUUUUGCUUCGAAGCUUCCGACAAGAGUAAAAAACGUUCGAGACGUCUCAACACUGACACUGGAACUUGUACGGGCGCCUGCGGAGGGGACGGUUCUUUGCUCGUCUGAGAUGUCAUCUCUACUCCCUGCGGCUCAUGGAGACUGGAACUUCGCUGCUUUUGCAAGGGUUUGUGAAUUCACAUCUCUACGUAUCCACUUUGCCGCGCGACAAUUCGUGGGUGGUGAACUCGGGAUCUUGAAGACCUUGGUCCGUGGCCUUGAGACAAGAAGCCUUAGGGCAGUAUCUUUCGAUAACUCUCGCCAAGGUCUGGUGGAGAUAGUUUGGAAGGACCUGAAUGUGUCGCUUGAGCGACCGCCAGAUUAUGAGGAGCCUGCGCCCGAGCAGGUCAAGCAAGUGGAUCCACCCCCAUAUAAUGAGGAACCCAAGUCAGCGCAUGUAGGCGGGAAACGGGCCCGAGACUACUCGUUAAUGCCAUCAUCCGAGGAUGACAGACGAAAGAGACCACUCUUUACCUCCCCGGAACCGCCCUGCUGUCCCACCGAAGUCAAUACGCCGAGUACUCUCCCCCCGUCACCGGCCUCAAUUCGUCCCACCGAGUUCACACGCCGUUCCUCUCCAAGCCGUACAGAGCGUGACACACUUGCACGUCUUGAACAUAUGCUCAGUGGUGCUUCCGCUGACCUGAUCCGCAAACUAUUGAUUCGAUUAGCAUAUCGAUGCCUACAGGCUCCACCUGGAGACCCCGAGGAUCAUCUGCUGUCUGACUUCGAGAAAUUUCCUUCUGCCCGGAUGGAAUCCAUGGAACGCCGCCUCGAACGCAUUGUCGAGGAGAAGAUGAAGUUUUUCAUCGAACCACACAUCCUCGAUGCGAUCAUCGAUAGUGCUGUAAGCGAGUGCCGGGAUCAGUUCCUGGAUGAAUGCCACCUUCACGAGACCGAGUUUCGCGACCAGGUCGAGGACGGUAACGCCGAGGUUCGUAUUACAGCCAACGACUGCAUGAAGGAAAUGGAAGAACAAGCCCAACGGCAUCUGGAGGAGAUCAGAGAGCAAGCGCAGCAGCAUAUGCAUAAAAUCGAGGACCAGGGAAUAGAGGCGGAGAUAUCCGUGGAGAACAAGGUCGCGAAAUUAAAGCAUGAGUUAAAGAUGUCGGCGCGGUCUUUACCCGGUCGCGAGGCAAGGCUUACUAGCCAGGAAAUAAGUAGCCCCAAGGGCAGACGCAGCUCUAUUUAGUGCCUUGGUUAGUAGGCAUGCAUGCAUCACUUCCAGUUAGCAUUGUUGUCGUGGACUUAUGUUUAUAGGCUCACUGGUUUGUUGGUGAAAGGGCUAGCGGGGGCAGCAUCCAAUCGCAAAAUCCCAUCUCUUGUUUCUAUCUGCCAGAUUAUAGGAGGGAUAUCCGAAACUCGAGAUUGAUGAAUGUCUUGUAAGUCCAGGCCAUGGGUACUGGCUGCUCCCUGCAGUUCCCGCCAAUUAUACUACUAGGUAAUGGAUCUUCCGGCUAGCCCUAAGUAAAACAUGACGACUAAGGCCUAGGAUGUUUAAAGCAUACUAUAAGCAAGCCUAGAGCCUAGGUGCCUACUACCUAAGUACUCUAAUGAAUCUCGGGUUUGCUCGCUGCGCGUUUAGAAAUCAG